AUGGAGGGCCACACGGAGUACGAGUUCAAGGACAACCUAAUCAUAAAUAUAAUUCGGACGAACGAUGUGAAGAGGCGCUUCUACAGCUACACGGAGUAUGUGCUUGAGUUCAAAGCGCUGAACAGCCAAAAAGUGCUAAAGAAGAGAUUUUCGGAUUUUGUGACUUUUUACGAUCAGCUGAAAAAUGAAUUGCUGGACAAGUUUAGCGAAUAUCUGGAGAAGAUCUCCGUUUUGCCUGCGAAGAAGAUGUUUGGCCGAAUGAACUACAACUUUGUGGAGGAGAGGAGACACCAGCUGGAGCUGUUCCUGAAGCGCAUUUCAAACCACAAAAACGUCUACCUGUGCGAUCGGUUCUACGACUUCCUCUGUCUGGAUAAUACUACGAAAUGCCUGUUCAAGUUGAUGUGCACGGAGUUGACUGACCUGGUUAACCUGCAAAAGUUACUGAAGAAAAUCAACUACAUAUUAUUCUUAUCGAGGAGCAAUACGCUGAAGAGUGCCGAGUGCGACAUUAUAAACUUCCUCUUCCAUCUGAAAAGGAAUCUCCAGCUGAACAACGAAAUAAAAUUUUUUAUUCUGAACAUUUUUCUGCACCACUUGACUUAUACGAAGACCCCCGAGAAUCUGCUGAACGUCCCUCUGAUGAAGUUUGCCUUCGAGAUCAUCUACGACAAUUUGUGUGGUGACAACAUCAAUGAGGUGCUGCUGAAGACGGCCUCCGAAACGAUCCUACGAAUAGUGGAUAAGAAGAACGACGUCUUCCUAGAAUACCUACAGGUAUACAACUUCAAGGAAAUAUUUUCCAUUUUUAAUGCACUGAGCAGGAGGAAGAGAAAGAAGGAGAGUAAAACGUAUAACAAAACGGGUAGCAAAACGGAUAACAAAACGGAUAGCAUCACCUUCAACGUCUACAUACUGAUGUCGCUUCUACUUCUGUCAUCCAUCCAUUUGAAUGCUAUACAAAAUUACUUCUCUGUGAAAAAUAAGUCCAACAAGGGGAUAGUUAUUCUGGGAUUUAUGUAUGAGAGUCAGAAUAUUAACGUGCAGGUGAUUUGUUGCAUCAUCCUUUCACUCCUUCUAAUGAACGACAAAAUCAACGACGAGGAGGUCGUGCAGAAGACCAAGAUGUCGAUCCUGCUAAUACAGAAGGAGAUACAAAAUCUGAAGGACGUGGAUUAUCAGCUCAUUGAAAUAAUUUGUAGUAAGAAGAAUAUUAGUUUGCUGAACAGCAUUCUGGUGGCCCUGUUGAGGGGUAAGAGCAUGGUCAGGGAGAUUGGCUUGGGGGAGGGUGAAAAGGAAACGGGCAUCCACGAUGGUGUUGCUGGUGUUGGUAGUGAUGACCAUGUUGGUGCUGAUAACCAUGUUGGUGUUGUUGGUGGGGCCACCCCCCGUGGAAGCUUCAACACGGAGGAAAGUCCCUUCGAGAAAGACCCCUUCUACGAGGAAAAGGUAAAGCACGCCGAUUUCACAAACAACGACAUCAUCCUACAGUUCAUUCUUUUCAUUAUAAACAUUGGCGUCAGUGAGUUUUUUCUCCUAAAGAGGAACUACAAGGACAGGAUGAAGAUGAAGGGAUUGAAGUUAAGGCUGAAGAAGAGGCAACUGAAGGAGGAGAGACUACGCAGGAGGAGGGAGAAGAAGGAACGGGCCAUGCUCAUGCUUAAGGAUGAAGGGAAUACUGCAAAGAGACGACUACAGGGUGAUACUACCACGAAGGAUACGGACCCUUCCUACCAGAGGGAGGAACAGAGGAAAGACACACAGAGGGUUUACAACUACAACUACAACUGCAAUUACGAUAUUGAAAGCGUAGAUGAGGAUUGUGUAUAUAAGAGGGAGUACGCCCCGUAUGAUUAUCCGGAAGGGGGGGAUUCAGCACCAAUGAAAGGGAGAGCACAAAGCGGAAGAAGAGGUUCCCACACGGGGAGGGAUGUGCACCACCAGGGAGGCACUGACGGGGUGAGUGACGAACAGGAAUUCAGUGAAGAAGGCGAUCUGGGCGUAGAGGGGGAUGACGAAACGGAUGACACGAAUGACACGGAUGGAACGGAUUUCUCAGGUAGUGAUGAUUACACGGACGAUACGAUCGGUGGUGAGGGGGACGACGCAGGGCAUCGGUCAGCACCGGAGCGUGGGCAGGUGAAACGGGGCCCCGCUCAGAAGGGCGAAACGGAAGACACGGCUUCCACGGCGAGUUCCUGCAUCUCAUCGUUGUAUUCGUUUUCGAGCGAUUGUACUAGUGGUGGUGAGGAGGGUAGCGUGGGUGAGAACCGCGUUGGUGCAGAGGACCGAUCACCACCAGUCGAUAUUGGCAUGAGUGCCGUGAGGGACGUGACGUAUGAAGACGAAUUCAGCGUGGAUUCAGGAAGCAUCAAGGAUGAGAUGGAGUACCUGGAGGGGGAACAUAGUAGGAAGGAUGUCCAGGGGAAGAGCAGAUGUAGUAAUAGCGUGGGUGUGAAAAGGGACAAACAGGGCCCUGUCACAUAUGGAAAGCAAGCACAGAUGCAGGUACAAGGAGAUAAGAUGAAAGAAGAACCCGCCGCAACGAAGGAGUCCAACUACGUGGAAGCCAUAAAGGAGGACAUUAGAGCGCUGAAGGAGGCAAGGAAAAAGUAUGUGAAAAGGAUUAGAAGAAUAAACGAGCAGAUCCUACUAAUCCUAGGAAACGAAAAUAUGGUGCAGAGCAUAUUCAAGUGUGCUAACUUGGAAAAUGAGAAAAUACGAAUGUAUGCUUGUCUGAUUUUGUCGUAUGUACCGAAUAUUAGUGAGGUGGUGGGUUGUUCGUCCGUUACCCCAGGUGGGGGGGGAGGAAGCAUUGGAGGGUACCUAAAGGGGUGCAGUGAGGACGGACUCGGUGCGAGCACCAACAGUAGUUUCCGCAUGGAAGGUGCAGCACCAACGAUCCCCCUUUCGGAGAUGCAUGUAGGAGAAUUCGCCCAGAGUGAAAAGGCAGCAACAGGAGCAGGAGGAGAGGGUAUCUGCGUGGUGGUAAGUCCAAGCAUUAUGCUAGAAAAGAAGAACAACAAGAAUUUUGUUUGUAGUGUAGAGGGGGAUUACUACAACUACAUUUUCCGUUUUGAGAUUGUCAGCACUCUAGUGAGGUACCUGUUCAGGGAGACCUCCUUCUACAACGGCAUUUUACAACACGUGAAAAAGUUCAUUGAAGAGCACAGGCAUUUGCUGAACCUGAAUCACUUUAAGAUAAAGCAGACGGAGGUGAUUAAUAUGGUCUCCUUUUUGGAUAUGCGGAGGGGAGGUGACCACACCAGCAGUAGGAAGAAGAAGCAUCGGCAGAGACGGAAGGGGCGAAGUGGAAAGGUCAUGCGGGAGGACCAAGGGAAAAAUCGGAUGAGCAGUCCGCCCAAAGUAGGGGUAACAAACGAAGGGGAUAACAGAACCCACACAGCAGCCACCGCAGUAGGUGCAUCCACUGGUGGGGACACCCUCGUGCAGUACGAAACGGAAGGAACGGAGAAGAACAACUAUCAGUGUGUUGUCUAUGAACCGUCACAGAUAUACGAUCACAUGGAUUAUGUGUUCCGGUACGUCACCAAUGUGAGGAAGCUUGGUUUACUAAACAAUCUGAUUGUCGAGCUGUAUAGUAACCUGAGGAGGAAGCUACGGAAGGUAGACCUGCAGUUCCUGUUCGAGACGCUGAAUAGGAAGAUGCAAGAGAGGGAACACCUACGGAGGGACAUUUUCCAUCUGAAGGAAAAAUACGAAUUUGUGAAUGUAACUUACAAUGAGUAUAUUAACCUGCAGUAUGAGGCGAAUAAACAAAUGGGGGUGAUGAAUAAGCUUUUGGAGGAGUUGGAAGAAAUAGAAAAGAGGAGAAGAAAAGCAGCAAAGAAUCAUAAGGUGGUACAUACCAAUGUGUGUAACUACAGGAAGAAGCUAAUCCAUGUAGAAAAAAUGAUCGAGGAGAGCCCCUCUAUAAAGAAGUGCCUCCACGAGGAAAUGAGCAACAUAAAAAGGAAUGUAGCGCUCUACAAGAAGGAUAAGAAGAAGAUUUACCUUCUGAUUCUUCUGAAUAAAUUCUGUCUGGACGACUUCAACACAGUUAGUGGUAAGUUGAAGUGUCUGAACACGUCCCUUUCAAAUUUGGAACUCCUUUCUAAUGAGUUCGAGAAGAACGGUAAUCUCAUCGUGAGUGAGUUGAGUUACCUCCUUUGCAAUGACUUACUUUUGGUGCAGUUGCUAGGGGACCUAAUUAACAUAACAGUGCACAACGAUAAUUUGCCACAUCUGAUUGCCAGAGCGAACUGUAUAAGCAGCUUCAACCGGACUUCCUUCAAUGAAAAGAAGCUGCUCAUUGUGAAUAGAGACAGGGGUGGACCUACUAGCGAUAAGAGGAACAUCCUCCACUUUGCACAAUCUAAUGAUCUGAUUGGGGAGGAGGAGGACUACGGUUACUACGAUGCACGUGACGGCAGACGCGUACCUCAUGGGGGCACACGUACCCACAGAGGUCAAAACAUGGGAAAUAUGAAUUCCUUGAAUGCGAAUUCGCUACACAGCAGUGACAGUGAGAUGGAGCAUGUAACUGCAAAGCGAUUCGACCAAAGGAAGGGGGAGAAGAUUUCCAAACAGAAUCGGGGUCGCCCUGUUGGUAGUGAUGAGGAGGACACGCUUUACCGAUAUGAGGGAAGCGAAUUGAACGGGUCGACUAGCAGGAGGAGAGGUGGUGCUCCCUACGAGGAGGAGGACCACAUGGGGGUAAUGCGUUAUGAGGAGGUGUCCCCCGUAAAUCGUGUUAAUCGGGGCGCGUCGAACCGGAUACGGGCUGAUAACUCCAGAUACAACGACCUAACCAGGGGUGAGAAUACUUACGAUGAUGAGGACGACGAUGGGGUGGAUGGAAUGACGAACGACUUCCAUGGUAUGCACUCGAUGAACAACCCAGAGAGGAGAAACCUUGUAGAAGAAGAUCAACCGAAUGGGGACGAAUUGGACGAUUUUGCAGAUACGGAAUUCGUAUCCAGUGAUGAGGAAGAUGCAGAGAUGAAGGAGAAAAUACACGAAUACAACAGUUUUAAGAAUAAGGAAGUGAAGGGAGUUCAACCGGAAGAAGUCGUCAUCGACACUGACUCCCUCACCAGGGACGUGUUCGAACAGGUGCUACAUAUAAUUAAGGCCAGGAAGAGAGAAUUAGAGAAUAUCAUGUCUAGUGAGAACAACCAGGUGUAUAAGAACAUCCAUAAGUACAACACUUUGCUGAACAAGUGCAACACACAGAUAGAGCUGCACAAGAAGCAAUACGUUAAGGUGACGCAACAGAUCGCCUCCAUCAAUAUGAACUCCAUGGUGAAGAAAUCCGAGUCCAUUUACAAGGCCAUUCGGGAAUGGGACGACAAGGUGAACCUGCUGAACGAGGAAGUCAAGCUGGUGGAGAGCGAAAAGAAGGAGAAGCAGAAGGAGAUCGCGCUGCACAAGAAGAAGCUGGACAAAAAGGAGAAGGAGAAAAACCAAAAGAAGGAAGAACUACGACUCUUAGUCACAGACAUGUAUAAGCACAACAACCAAAUAAAGAAGCGAUUCAAGCGGGAACAGAAGGUCGUCCUACUAGUGCUUUACAACUCCUGGUUCAUGUUCCACUACAUCUAUCUCAUCUACCUGAACACACUUAAACUGAAAAACUACCUAGCAUACAAACACAGCAUCAGUGAGGAGUGCCAAGCUUCUGCCAAGCAGACCAUAACAAAUAUAAGUCACUUCUCCGAGCUGCUCGACGAGAACGACUACUGA
This is a messenger RNA of Plasmodium coatneyi, 5745 nucleotides long. RefSeq lists its product as uncharacterized. The transcript has 6 exons. The coding region runs from base 1 to 5745 and encodes 1914 amino acids. Gene Ontology annotation, molecular function: phosphatidylinositol binding. The record is from RefSeq and is a predicted model, not a curated record. Gene Ontology annotation, cellular component: early endosome. Lineage: Eukaryota; Apicomplexa; Aconoidasida; Haemosporida; Plasmodiidae. Gene Ontology annotation, biological process: intracellular protein transport.